Messenger RNA from Seriola aureovittata, 3495 nucleotides. Its product is annotated as pyroglutamyl-peptidase 1-like. Lineage: Eukaryota; Metazoa; Chordata; Actinopteri; Carangiformes; Carangidae. The record is from RefSeq and is a predicted model, not a curated record. Gene Ontology annotation, cellular component: cytosol. Gene Ontology annotation, molecular function: pyroglutamyl-peptidase activity. Gene Ontology annotation, biological process: proteolysis. The transcript is spliced from 5 exons. The coding region runs from base 128 to 760 and encodes 210 amino acids.
AGGACCGGCGGUUUGGCUUGUAGCAGAAGGAGCCGUCAGCUGUGGCGAGUGCUGAGUGUCGAUACGUCCGUGGUUCUAAAUAAAGACCAAGACAAAAAGAUACGGAUCCUCUGCAACACGACGGGAGAUGGACAACAGUAAACGGACUGUGGUCGUCACAGGUUUUGGACCAUUUGGAGAGCACACGGUCAACCCCAGCUGGGUAGCAGUACAGGAACUGAAGAAGCUUGGACUGGGCAGUGAAGUGGACUUGCAUGUGUAUGAGGUUCCUGUAGAGUACCAGACAGUCCAGAGUUUGGUUCCUUCGUUAUGGAAGCAGUAUCAUCCACUGUUGGUAGUUCAUGUUGGAGUUUCAGGUAUGGCCACUACUGUCACGUUGGAAAAGUGUGGCAGAAAUCACGGCUAUAAAGGUCUGGACAACAGCAGCUUCUGUCCCGAUUCACAGUGCUGCAUUGUGGGAGGCCCGGACUGUAUCGACUCAGUUAUUGACAUGGAAUCAGUCUGCAAGAGAGUGACCGCCUCGGGGCUAGGAGUAACUGUGUCUGUCUCCAAAGACGCCGGAAGAUAUCUCUGUGAUUUCACCUACUACACAUCUCUGUACCUGAGCCAUGGUCGCUCUGCCUUCAUCCAUGUGCCUCCAAUCGGAAAGCCUUACAGCGGGGAAGACCUGGGUCGUGCGCUGAAGGCCAUUGUCCAAGAGAUGCUGGAGCUUCUGGACCAGGCUGAGGAGAAGAUACACUGCCAGCAACACUUCCACUAAGUGACCUCCAGAUGCCAACCAGCCUCUCCAGCUCUCACCACACAUGAGAAAUUGCACUUAACCACAAGUAGCCAAACUUCUUUCUUUUUUUAAUUGUUAUCUUUUCUUGUACUACCUAAAAACUUCAACAUAUAGGAAGUUUUCAUUGUUUGCUUCUCCCUUGGUCAACCCUUGGUCACAAUGUAACGUAAGCUUUUCUCUGACUUACAAGGAACACAAAACAUUCUGACUUUGGAGUUUAAAAUAUGGGAAUUACUAUAGGUUCACUAAGAAAGUAACAAAAUGCUGCUCAUAUUUUAUGAUAUACAGUUAAAAUAAAGAUCCAGAAGGUCUGUGGCAGACAUUACAACCAGAAAACCCCAAAGGUGACUCCUAUUAUUGCACCUUAUAGGGUUAGGGUUAUUGAAAUGGUUAUAGAAGUCACAUUUGGGAAAAUUAAUAAAUGUACUUGACAUUAUUUGACUUUUGUAAUGCUUCAUCCUCAAAUUUUGAGUUUCAAAUUUUGAAUUCCACUCUAUCACAAGAUGUUUCAGUCAACAGGUGUUUUCACCUAAAUGUCUAUAAAUGGUUAAUGUACAUGAUACAUUGUGGUUUAAGUAGAAAUGUUUAGUUGUAAACUGUGUUUGCUAAUUUCAGUUUCCUUCAGAUAUUUUUUCCAGGUGCUCUAAAGCCUAACUGUGCUGUCUCACGUUUGAUGUUGAAUUGUUUCAUGAGUCCUUUUUCUUUAUAAGAAGUUGUAAAUUUGCCUUCUUUUACAAAGGUUAUUUAAAUCAGGGAACGGGUUGGUUCCAGCUCAUUUUCCCCCAUUUUCUCGGCCCAAUUCUGACAGAAAAAUCCCAAAUUCACCUCACUGAGAUCUGGCCCCAGGUUGUGCAAUGUUAUUUCACAGAUCUCAAGUCUGUCGAUUUAGGAAAUUCAUGUUGUGGGUUUGUCAAAAUUCUAUUAUGGCUGCACAAUUAUUUGAGAAAAUAUUGAGCAAUGCAGUUAUUACUAUAAAUUGAAUUUAACUGAGUGAGCUGCAUUUCAAAUGGCUUACCAAAAAAAAAAAUUGUAUACAACUGAACAAACAAGUUACACAACUGACAUCACUGCUCUUGGUUUCUGGGUAGUGAAAUCCUUUUCAUUGAAUUGGGUCAUCGGUGUGUAAAGAUGCCUGUCAGAGCAUUAACUCUUUUAUGGAACUGAUUUUUAUCUUAAAGUGUGUAGAAAACCUGUGAUCAGGACUUGGGUUUUACAGUUUGCUACAUUGCAAGACCAAAUUUGAAAAUCUAUGUUUUUCUUUUUUCUAAAAUUGUGCAGCCCUAAUUGGUAUUACUUGAUUAAAGCUUUCUGUAGCUCCCUUCAUUGAAUCAGAUGUAGCUGCUUAUUUUACCUGAGGAUUUGAUUUGAUGAAGUUGGACUCUCAUUUCAGUCAGAGUUGGGCCUGGACUUUAAUUUCUGUAGCACUUUUUUGGUUUGUUUGUGUAUUAUUCAUAAUCUGGAAUUUGGACAACAUUUUUUCAGGCAAUGUGAAUGCUUGCAUUUAAAAAAAAAAAAUUUCAGUCACUUUAACUUGAAAUAUGUAGCUUUCCAGAUAUACACAUCUACUUUUACCCUUUCUCCCCAUUAAUUAUCAAUAUGCAUGUGAGGUAUGCUUUAUAGGUGUCUUAUGCUUUAUUUUCCUGAGCUUUGGUUUGUUCUGACCUACAAAACAAACUGCAGCAUAUUCCUUCACUGUGACGGUGCCACUCCCGGGUGUAUAUGUUCUGUUCAAUAGCUUUUCUUUUUUUUUAAUUUUUUUUAUUGGUUUGUCUGUUUCACUGUGUAUACCAGCAUUUCCGUGGUCGAUGAUUUGACAAGACUGGCCACACCACCUAACACAGCUUCAGUUUCAGUAGGAAUUUUAGCAUUGAAUGGUCUACAUUCUGCUUCAGCGCCCUGUUUAUCCCCAACAAAACUACCUUCCUGUGAGAAACAAGGAUAUAGUUUUAAGCUGUCAUAGCUAGUUGUAAGAAACUAACUAAAUGCUGUGCUUGGCUUUGCAGCAGUAGUCCUUGAAUCUUUAGUUAAAAUGCAUGUUUUUCACACCUGAGUUGUGCAAGUUGCUGCCAGUGAGUUUGAGUAUAUUGUCAUUAUUUUUAGCAGUGUGUCAUUUUAAUUUGCUAUUCAGUAUCAUGGUUACUGAACAGGACUGAACUUCUUGUCAGACCUAUGGUUUAUCUAAGCCUUGUAUUUUGGCUAUGUGGUUUAAAACUCUUAUGGAAUUAUUGAAAUGACGGACAGGUUUUAGAUCUGAGUUUGCAGGUGCUGAUAUUUUACUGUGUGGCUUUAUGAGUGCAGAGAAGUGAAAGGGUCAUGGAGGAGUUGCCCCAAAAAAUGUCUGCUCACAAAUGUGAAAGCCUCAAGUUUACAUAUGAGGUGACCUCUCACCCUGACUCUCUCCUGUGCCUUGCUGUUGUUGAUAUGUGUUAUGAAAAGGCCUUAAAAUGCUCACCAGGUCAGUUCAAAGAUAUGUUACUGAUACUGUCCAGUCAGAUGUGUGGCUACCUCAAAAAUACUUUUUUAUCUUGGUGUGUGCUCUGUUGUAAUAACAUUAUGGCUCUGUGAUUUAUUGUGAGUUCCUCUGUUUAGGGAGUGUCCUCUGAAAAGGUGUCUUCUUCUGCUUCUGAAUUUAACAAAGCAUCGUUACAAUAAGUAAUCUUGGCAUUGUAAACUGAAAGGCUUUGAAGUAAAGAGAAUUAAAGGAUUACAAGUAA